Menidia menidia (Atlantic silverside) is the source of this 6723-nucleotide messenger RNA. The record is from the annotation of a GenBank genome assembly. Lineage: Eukaryota; Metazoa; Chordata; Actinopteri; Atheriniformes; Atherinopsidae.
AGGGACGAAUUCUCAUAUCAAGUACAGAGAAGCAAGCAGUGAGGAAGUAUGAGAAGAGGUGCCCGUCUAAUCAGAGAUACAGAUGGCCACAGAAGACGUGAAUACCAGCCAACCUGGCACCGGUGCACCUUUCAAUUGCCAAUUUAUACAUAAAAAAUAAAUGUUACCCCAUAAUCAAACAAUUACACUGUUUACCUUAACACACAUACUGCCAGCCGAGUGACACGUCCCCUCCCUGCACUAAUUUCUAUUCAGAUACAGUCGAAAUUCCUAAGUUCCUACACAUUUUUAGAAACAGAGACAUUAACCAUGUUGUGCCUGUUUCUGUAAAGUUUAUAUUGAAAGAAAAUGAGUAACUGAACCCCAAAAUAUUACCACACCAGGCCCCUCAAUCCCUUUCCAAUGGCUGUAGUCUACAUGAAUUAAUGUUAGAUGGCAAGCGUCUCUGGUCUGCUCUCUCCACUGCAUGCUGGAAUGGCAUCCCAAAUGGCCCAGAGUACAGGACAGCUGAGACCUAACACGGCCGGAGGUUCUUCAUCAGGGAUCUUAUCCACAGCCAGCUCUUUCCUCUGUUGGCUUGCCCUGCUGUCAGCAUUGCGGUUGCCAGUGGUAACAGCUGACUGCUGGCUUAUUGAAGGGGAGAAAGGCUUUGUGUGGCUGGCUAUCUGCAGCAUGAACCAGCCUCCCUAUGAGGCCAUCCCCUCCCACAUUAACAGCACUAUUGUUGAUCUGAGGCUCAAUGAAAACAAGAUACGGUCAGUCCAUUAUUCCUCACUAAGUCGCUUCGGAAACCUCACCUAUCUGAAUCUUACCAAGAAUGAUAUCAGCUAUGUGGAAGAUGGAGCUUUCUCAGCACAAUUCAACCUGCAGGUUCUCCAGAUGGGCUUUAACAAGUUGAGGAACCUGACGGAGGGGAUGCUGCGAGGCCUGAGCAAGCUGCAGUAUCUCUACCUCCAAGCCAACCUGAUCGAGACUGUUACACCCAGCACCUUUUGGGAAUGUCCCAACAUAGAGAAUAUAGAUCUCUCCAUGAACAGGAUCCAGGUGUUGGAUGGCAAUUUGUUCAAUGGACUUUCCAAACUGACCACCUGUGAACUUUAUACCAACCCCUUCAACUGCUCGUGCGAGCUCUUGGGUUUUCUGCGCUGGCUCGCAGCCUUCCCCAACAGGACCAGUGAAAGGAUGGUGUGUGACUCCCCUCCCGGAUUUUCUGGCUACAACUUGUUGAGCCAGAAUCCCCGCAUGCCUUCCCAGCGCAAUGCUCUGCAUGUGCUCAGUCUUGUGUGCACAGACGAUGGCAUGAGCAUGACGCCCUUUUAUGUCAUUGACUCUACCACUCAGUUGCCAGACUUUGCUUCUCCCUGCGGACUGGAUGAUUGUGCCUCUGGGACUCCACCUGACGAGGUAAUAAGCUUAAGCCCAAUAUUUUAUGAUGCCAAACCACUGAUGACGAUACAGCAGGUGCAGCAUUCAAGUGCCGUCAUAACGGUCCAGAUCCCUAAUCUAUACAAGAAAAUGUACAUCCUUAUGCUGUACAACAACAGCUUCUACACAGACAUCCAGAAUCUGCGAAACGAACGAGAGGAUAUUGAGCUUAAAAACUUAAAACCUAAUACAGACUACACUUACUGCGUAGCUUCUAUACGGAACUCCCUGCGAUUCAACCACACCUGUCUGACCAUCUCCACUGGUCGCAGGCCCGGGGCUGAAAGGGUCCCCAAUCCGUCGUCGGCCACCCACUACAUCAUGACUAUUUUAGGCUGUCUGUUUGGCAUGCUGAUCUUUCUCGGCGUUGUUGUCCACUGUCUGAGAAAGAGGAGAAUCAUGGAAGAGAAGGAGAGAAAGAUGAGCAGGAUCCAGAGGACUCUAAUCGAGCUCAAGUACGGUGGAGAAGACAUAGAAGGAGGAAGUGGAGGAUCCAUUUCCCAAAAGCUCGGUGCUGGGGACAGCCUGUCCAGAAUGCCCUACCUGCCCCAGGGUGGGGAGAUAGAUCCAUACAAGCUUCAGGAGGUGAUAGAGACCCCAGGGCACAAGCCUGCUAAACUAAGCUACAUGGAAGUCAGAGGCUCGGGCAUUGAAAGGGAGAGGGAAAGAGAGAGGGACCGAGAGAUGUCACCGCAAGCAAAUCCCCAGGGCUCAGUGGCAGAGAUCUCUACAAUCGCUAAAGAAGUUGACAAAGUUAACCAGAUCAUCAACAACUGUAUAGAUGCUCUGAAAUCCGAAUCAACCUCCUUUCAACAAGGAAUCAAAUCCCCCUCUACUGCAGGAGGAGGAGCAGUUUCAACAGCAGAGCCACAGCUGGUGCUUCUAUCUGAUCAAGGAGAGCGAGGAGAAAGAGGAAGCGAGUUCCUCUCCCCUGUGUAUAAAGGAGGGAGAGGAGGAAGAGAAGAGAGGGGGAGGGGUUUCCAUCAUUCAUUGCAGCGACACCAUAGCAUGGAAGCUCCUCCAACUUCCAAAAGACCCAGUACCUCCUCUUCUCCUGGCUCUGCCCGAAGCCCUCGCUCCUUCCACUCAGAGGGGGGCUACCACUCUACAGAGUCCCGCUACAUUGAGAGAACUUCCCCAGGAGAAAGGGGAGAAAGGGGAGAAAGGGGAGAAAGGGGGGAAAGAGGAGAAAGAGGAGAAAGAGGAGACAGAGGAGACAGAGGAGACAGAGGAGACAGAGGAGAAAGAGGAGAAAGAGUAGAAAGAGGAGAAAGAGGAGAACGAGUAGAUGCCAUCCGUACUGUCAAUCCCGCGGCAGUUAUCUUACGAGCAGAAGCCCAGAGAAUCCGCCAGUACAACGAGCACCGUCACUCCUAUCCUGGCUCCCAGCAGCAUCUCCAGGAGCUGCAACACCACCCACAGAUCCUGCAGGAGCUCCACCACCACCCAGGGGGGCGGAAACCCUCUGUGUUGGACCCGCUCACUCUCAGCAAGCAGGCUAAGCAGCGGGAGCUAGCCUACUCCCAGCUCUCACCACAUUACCCACUCUCACCCCAAUACCACAACCUUAGCUACUGCUCCAGUCCUGAAGAGGAUGAGGAGGAGGAGGGGCUCCUGUGCACCCCAACCCUGGGGCUGUGGGAGAGAUUCAAGCUGCACCGUAAGAGGCACCGGCAGGCCUCCAUGGAGGAUGAAGGCUACGUGGCAGCCGGACACGCACUGAGGCGAAAGGUCCAGUUUGCCAAGGAUGAAGAUCUUCAUGACAUACUGGACUACUGGAAGGGGGUGUCUGCCCAGCAGAAAGCCUGAUCCUUCAUUUGGAGACGGCUCCCACCGAGAACAUGGAAAAACCGCACUCCAUCCAUAUAUAUCACAUUCAUACAGAUACAAAGACUUUGUCAUUAAAGACAUGUAAAUACACACAGACAAACACAGGUAACACAACUACAGAUUCUAACUGACAUAUUUAUACACACAAACAUACACAGAUACAUACAAAAGCCGGCCCAUACUUGACACAAACUAAGCCUUUUCCUCCCAGAACAUGGAUGAGGACCAAACUAAUAUAUUAUCUUGAACUCCAGAAUUCUUAUCUUAUAGAGACUGAGUUAGCUUUUGUAUUGUAAUGGAAACCAUAGCUCAGACUUAUGUAGCUAUUUGUACUAAGUUUUGAAUGAGGAAAAACAGAAUCAUCGUAAAGAAUAGAAAACUUAAAAAUUGUUAGGAAACCCAUCCUGAACAGCUCUGAAAUGUUUUUGAUCUACCCUGAGACUUACCCCUUUGAGAAAAUGCAGAAUCUUUACAGUGGUGAUGGAUAAAGAAUCACUUUACUAGGCAGGUUGUUGCAUCGCGCCCUGCGAAACAGCCAUGAUACGAAAGAUUUUUUUAGAACUCUCCAUGAUUUGGGAGACUGAAACAUCAAAAUGACAUAUUCCGGAUGGGUCAACAGGAACCAGUAAUCUUUAACUUUGAAAAUGAGUAGGUAGCUCUCAGCAGAGAAUGAGUUUAAUGUGCCAAAUCAACCAAGGGGAUAGUAAAGCCCUACUGUGUACCAACUACUCCUCACCACUGUUUUUAUAUACUGAAUCGAAAAAAUAAGUAUGAUAUCUUGUUAUUACUAUUCAUUAUUCUUAUUCUCACUACUGGUCUUAUUAUUAUUCCUAUGAUCCUCAUCAUUAAUAUCAUGUUAUUAUGGCAUGGCUCUGUUGUGUGACUGUGUUUUUUUCGACUGUUUUGAACUCAUCAGCUAAGAACAACAGAGACAAACAGUACAGUGGAAGAGACAUUUAAGUCCUCCUUUUCUAUCAAGAGGAAUGUGCUCUGUCUGCUGAGCCAAAAAAACACGCCGGCCUUUUCUCUUGGUGAACCCCUACUCCACCUGCUCCUGAUCCCUCUAAAGAGUGAACGCUGUAAAGACGACAGAGAAGUUCUAUAUUUGCAACAGAGGUGACUGUUUUCUUUGUACAACAUGGUUUUGAAAUCUUUCAGAGUCCCAAGUUAGUUACCUACCUGCUCACCCACACUAGUACGUUUUUGAUUUUGAAACUGAACAAAAAAAAAAUCUAAUCUUCAGAUGAAUGUCUUUGAUUCCCAGAGGGGAAGUAUAACUGCACUGUUCAAAAUCAGAAAACGACUCUUAGGUAUAGACCUGAAACUCUUAGUUUUCCACCCGAUACACUGUGUGUGUGGUUUUUCUUUUUAAACAUUUCAUUUCUUUCCCAAAUUUUUAUCUUUUGGGGAUUUCUCUGGUUCCACUGUGGUGCCAUCGUGCCAACUUGAUAAGUGACAAGUAUUUGAAAAUGCUUUUAGAUGCUAAUAUUUACAGACCUCUUUUCCUUCACAUCAGUACACAUUAGUUUGCCAAACCAAGCAAUUUGCACAAACGAUCCUCCAUCAUUGGCUCACAGCUUCCCAUCUAUCCUUCAAUCAUUUCUAUGACCAAAGUACUGUGGUAGUAAAUUGACCCUUAAAGCCCCCGACCAGAAUCCAACUAUUGAGCCGCUGUCACUCUGACAGUUACAACACUAGCACCUGCACACACACACCCCAACAUGCACCAACGUUCCCUCACACGCACACACUCCAGCUCAUUCAUGCUCCUAUAACCACAAACAGAUGAAUGUAUUCUAUGAGGAGUUGAUUCUGUUUAGCAGCUGGAUUCUGAAGUGCUGAACUCAAACAGGUUUUGUUUUUUUUGGAAGAAAGCAUACUUCAGGUUGCCACUUGUGGCUAAGAAAUGUAGAUAAAUAAGGAAUUAUCGGCCCUCCACUAAAUCAAAUCCAAGCAAACUGAGGCUCAUGGGCGACCAGUUUGUGAAAAGACCAACAUGUCACUGAAGAUGUUUGUUGAAGUUCUAGCAACGGUAUCUUAUAUGAGAAGUGUUAUGGUAAAAUGUGAUUACUGUAGUAUCACUUGUGUGGUGAGAAGACACUAUGUGUACUAUAUCUGAAAUAACUGCAGGAUUUAAAUAUCGGAGGCAAAAAAAAAGAGACAAACUCAUGUGCUUAUAUACAGUAGAAUAUUCUACAGAAACUGUGCUAUAACCUAUGUAAGAAGAGAGCAUACAACUUACGGAGUCAAGGCUAUUUCAGCUCAGCAGCUUUUGUAUUUAACAAGUGUGUAGUAUUCAUGUUAUUGAUUAUGUUUUUUAUUACAAGUAUCCAUACUGAGCAGAUGGCAGAGAUGUUGCUAUCUGACUUGAAACUGAGUUGACUCCACCCUAAGAACAACACGGAGCUGGCAAACAAAGGUUUAUGGGUGAACGGAAACAUAGUAAAAAAUAUUUUUCUGUGCUAUACUGAGGUCAGAAUGUUCGAGUUAUUAAUCCUGGUUAAAGCCAUAAUCAUGGGUUAGUAAAUUCCCCACAAUUGUUUGGAGUGAGACAUGUUUCCUCUCCUGAUACUGCAGCUGUGAGUGGUGGUUCCUCUGCCUCUGAACCCAGCAGUCCAACUCUGAUCCAAAGGAAACUGUUGAGCUCUGACUGGUUCUACAUCCUUUGCCUCAGAUUGUGGCUUUAACUAAACAACAGCCUUAAAACACUUGAUUUUCUUUAAUCUUUUUAACGUCGGUGUUGCAUUGAAAAUUGGAAAAAAAAGAUGAUUUCAUAACUUAUACUUUCCUGACUGCAAUUUUAUAAUUGCUUGAUUCCAAGACUCACUUGAGCAUUCUUUGAGUAAACGUUAUAUCAAUGUAGCGAUGUGUUGAACAUUGUUUUUGUUUAUUCAUUCUGUUUAUUGACGGUAAUAGUCUGAAUUUGUAACAUGUCAGAGUAGCAUCUAGACUGAGACGCCAUCGAGGAGGUGGUGGGAGCGACCUGUCAACGGUGGCCACAAUCAGCGCUGCUUUCCUUUGAGCCGUGAUGAAGAAAAACUGUGUUUUUUGAGACAAAAAUGCCUGGAAAGUGGAAAUAAACUGAAGUCCUACUGAGACAAGAAAGAUGACAAUGGAUCAUGCUGCAAGGAGACCCUCAGUGGAAGCUUGUGUUGAGUUCUUCUCGUGAAUGUCUCAGGAGCGACAGAGCGAGAGCUUGAGAGGGAGCGAAGGCGCUCUGCCACAGGAUCUCUCAGAGGCUUUCUUUAUUUUCUUGUUGGAAAAUUCAAAUGAGCACAAUAAAAUAGCCUUCCUUACACUGUCUCCUGUCCUGGAGAAAUCCCCAUUAAGCCAGAAGUUUUGAGUACACCCAGGACUUUAUUCCACACUUUAUGGAUGUUUUAUGGGUUACUCAAGACUAAAUGUUUACAAGGGUUGAUCAUUUGUCAAGGUUGUACGAUUUCUACCUUCAUUUCAAUACAAUAUAGG